Messenger RNA from Glossina fuscipes, 1406 nucleotides. It is a transcript of the gene Ak2, whose product is annotated as adenylate kinase. Gene Ontology annotation, biological process: ADP biosynthetic process. Gene Ontology annotation, molecular function: AMP kinase activity; ATP binding. The transcript has 4 exons. The record is from RefSeq and is a predicted model, not a curated record. Bases 203 to 946 code for a protein of 247 amino acids. NCBI's taxonomy places the organism in Eukaryota, Metazoa, Arthropoda, Insecta, Diptera, Glossinidae. Gene Ontology annotation, cellular component: cytoplasm; mitochondrion.
CAACCACGUCAACGUCACAGUAAAUUCCAUAAUAUUUCAAAGUUCGUGCGAGCCAAAAAAAGCCUACGCGUGUGUAUAUGUAUUUUGCAUAUUUUUAUAUUAGUUUAUUAAAUGUGCACAGAUUUUGGCUAUCAGUUCUGGUUGAUAAAUAAAAUAAAAUUUUUGUUGUAAUAAAUUAAAAGCAAUUAGAGGCAAUAUAGAUAUGGGGCCAAAUGUUGCGCGUCCAAUUCCAGUCGAAGAUGAGGAGCCUGAAAUUGCUCCUAAAACUGCUUCCAAGCCGAUUGGCGUUAAUGCAGUUCUUUUAGGUCCACCUGGCUCCGGCAAAGGAACACAGGCUCCUUGGUUGAAAGAGAAAUUCUGCGUUUGCCACUUAUCAACCGGCGACAUGUUACGAUCUGAAAUCAGUUCAGGUUCCCAAUUGGGAACCACAUUGAAAAAGGUUAUGGAUGAAGGUAAAUUGGUAUCUGAUGAAUUGGUCGUGGGUAUGAUUGAUAAGAAUUUAGACAAACCGGAAUGCAAGAAUGGUUUUUUGUUGGAUGGCUUUCCACGCACGGUGGUGCAAGCUCAAAAGCUUGAUGAACUUUUGGCCAAGAGAAAGACCUCAUUAGAUGCCGUUAUUGAAUUUGCUAUUGAUGAUAAUUUACUUGUGCGUCGCAUAACAGGCCGUUUAAUACAUCCAAGCAGUGGUCGCUCAUAUCACGAAGAAUUCGCCCCACCCAAGGUAGCCAUGACUGAUGAUGUAACCGGCGAGCCGCUAAUACGACGCAGUGAUGAUAACGCGCAAGCUUUAAAGAAACGUUUAGACGCUUAUCACAAACAAACUAAACCUUUGGUAGACUAUUAUGCUUUAAGAGGCUUGCAUUUUCGCGUCGAUGCGGCUAAGAAAGCUAGCGAUGUUUUUGCCAAUAUUGAUAGCAUUUUUUUGAAUCGAAGGAUAAGCUCUUGAUCGGAAUACAUCGUUAUUUUGGUGUAAAUACUUUUGAUGUAGUCAAUCAAUACACAAAAAUAUUUAACUGCCAUAAAGAAAAUAUCAGAAUAAUAACAACAACAAUGGAAGAAAGAAAGCGAACUUUGCAAAGCGAGCGAGCGUAUAUGUACAGAUAUUUUGAAAAAUUUUGAAAAAUACUCUUAAGACCGGAAUAUCUUUAAACUUCAACUUUACCUCUUAUCGAAUACAUAUCUAUAUCGUCUACUCAUCUUAGGAGACGUGUGUCAAUCAUUUAUCAAUAAUUCCAAUCUUAUAAAAAGUGAAUAAUAAUUGUUUUUUUUUUUUUUUUUACUUAGAAAUCACAUUUAUAUUCUCCAACAUUGCGCUAUACUUGUAAACAUAAAAGUGGAUAUUGUGCAUUUUAUCAGUGAACACUACCGUGUCUUUAUACAUGUAAUAAUAAUUAUAAUAAAAAGAA